AUGGCCGCUGGGACUGCGCCAUCGGUCAUCACGCGAAUGACGCCGACUGUGAUGAACGCUCCUGCUGCUGUCACCCCAGAACAGGUACGAUCACGGCAGCCUAGUGUCUAUCCUGGCCCACCAGCUUCUGUAAUGCCUACUCAAGAGUGGGGCGCUGCUGUCCAUGAGACGAUGAGAAAGCCUAGCAACGUUCCGAGUAACAUAUUUCCAGCCCCAUACGCAUCGUCGAUGAAGGGCUUUGUUCAGAGUACGGCGGGUGAGAAAGUAGGAGGUGGGCAAUCACCUUCGGCUGUGUCUUGGGGUAGCGGUAAGAAAGAUCACACUGUCAAGGCUUCUUGGGGCAAGGAACUUAAGAAGGAUACCGGUUGGGGUAUCAGCAGUGACAACGGUUGGCAAGAGAAGAACCUUAAGGGGGACGACAAAAAGGGCUGGUACUCAACCGAUGAUGAUCAGGCCGGAGGCUUGAACGAGGCCGAUGACAACAAGAAGAUCCAGGCGGACAGUGACUGGAACAGGAAAGACAACGGCUGGGGCAACCCCCCAUCAUCUCCAAAACAAGAGCGAGUCGACAAGAUGAACGACUGGGCCGGUCUCAAAUCCGCCUUGACAUCCGCUUUUGCCAACCCACCAGCCCCAGCCCGAGCCCCAGCACCAGAAGUCCCCUGGCGAAACCAAGCAUGGAAUUUCCCCGCCGACAAUGCCGUACAGCCCACUAUCCAACAACCCGCUAUCACACCUUUUAAUUCCGCCCCAGCACAAGUACCUGAUGGGGUCGAUCCGCCCAACCGACGCAUGAGCAACAAAACCCUCUCUCGAUACCGUCCCAAUCAUAACUUCCCCUCCCGCAUCAUUCCCAAACCCACGCCAAAGUUUACAGCGCAACCGCACUGGCAGUUCCCUCCUCCUCCUUCUACUUCCACAUCCAAGAACGUGCUGCACGCCGACAACCCGAACGAUACAUACAUCGCACCCGCAGAACCGCGCCUCACCAUCAGCAAAUCCGCGUCCAGCAAGAGCGGUAUCGAACACGCCGUCCGCGCGGGUAAAGCGACAGAGUACGGUCAUGUAGUUGGUCGACCUGAGUAUCUAGAUCGUUUAGAGAAGCCGUAUGCGGUGUUUCGGUUUAAGUAUCGGAGUGAGGGGGUACUGAAAGGACUGGGUGUACUUGAUGAGGGGGAUAUGGACGUUGCUAGAGAUGGGGAGAAGGAGAACCAGAAGGUAGAGAAGUUGAAGCGUGUGCCGCAGGAGGAGCUCAUCGCGAAGAUGUUGGCUUUGGAGAGAAAGUUGAAGGGUAAAGAUGAUGGAGAGGGUACUACUGGUGGGGGGAAGGAGAGGAAACACAGUAAGAAGAGCAUCGACAAGGAGAAACAGAAGUCGAAGCAGAGGCGGUCGAGUGAGAAAAAGGAUGCGCAUGGCGACGGCCGGGUUAAGGACUUUACGGAGCAGUGGGUUGAGCGGCAUUCGAGAGACCCGAGUACAAAGGCGAAGAGUGCGGUUGCUAAGGAUGUGGGUUGGGAGGGGAAUAAGGAGAGGAAGGAGAAGGAAGUAGUGGGAACGUGGGGACAGGAUGUGAAUGAGGGAUGGGGAGGUGGAGAUGUGACAUGGUAG
This is a messenger RNA of Alternaria incomplexa, 1608 nucleotides long. RefSeq lists its product as uncharacterized. The record is from RefSeq and is a predicted model, not a curated record. The transcript is spliced from 2 exons. NCBI's taxonomy places the organism in Eukaryota, Fungi, Ascomycota, Dothideomycetes, Pleosporales, Pleosporaceae. Bases 1 to 1608 code for a protein of 535 amino acids.